This is a messenger RNA of Alternaria alternata, 407 nucleotides long. RefSeq lists its product as hypothetical. The record is from RefSeq and is a predicted model, not a curated record. The transcript has 2 exons. NCBI's taxonomy places the organism in Eukaryota, Fungi, Ascomycota, Dothideomycetes, Pleosporales, Pleosporaceae. The coding region runs from base 97 to 345 and encodes 82 amino acids.
AUAUUCGCAGAGACGCGGAGAACAGAAUGAUGGGAAUCGCAAUUACAAGAUGCUGAAAUUGCGAAAGCCCCUGUUGUUGUGGUCCGAGGAACCAUCAUGCCAGCCUCCCAAGCUUUGAUGGGGCUGGGAACGAGACUAUUGGGCGCGGCAAAAACAGCCAUUGCCGGAAACUUGGAAUGUUGGCCAUCUAGGAUGCUUGGGGCAUUUGACAGUUGUGACGUCUGGAUUAUUGUUUGUUGGACAUCGGACCCGCUGCUGCUCUACGCAAAUCAGUAUUCAGCAGGCGUGUACAGAGAUUCAGCACUCUUUGCUGUAGUUGCAGUAUCAAAUAAAGCUACCACUUGAGAGAUGUACUCCAAGACGGAUUAUCAAGAUUGGUCUGCUUUCCGCAACCAUCAUAGUUGACU